AUGGCGCCGAUAAAGCGCAAGGGGAACGCCCCCGAAGAAACGGCCACCCGCCAGCCCCAAAAGCGCGCAAAGGUCGGAGCUGAGGAAUUCAAAGACCAGAAGCCCAAGGAUACCGCCCCGAAGGCUUCGGAGCUCUCUGUUCUGCGUGAUGAUGAGCCAUCUUUCCCUCGUGGUGGUGCUAGCGUUUUGACCCCAUUGGAGCGCAAACAAAUUCAAAUUCAGGCCACCAAGGAUGUCUUGUUCGAGCAAAAGGGAUCCAAGGGACCCAAGAAACCCACUCGCCAGACUGACGACGACAACGACGAUGAGGAUGACGAUAUUGAGAUGGAAGAUGAAGACACCACAGCCCCUGCCAAGAAAUCACGCAAGAAGAAGACUAAGGGCAAGAAGACCGAUGAUAAGGAAAAGGCGGAGAAGACUGUUCGCAUUGAGCCUCUCAGCUUUAAGCGCAUUGUGGCUGGAUCUAUGAUUCUUGGUCAAAUCACCAGCAUCAGUGCCCACGAAAUUGCAGUUUCUCUACCGAAUGGCCUUGUUGGCUUCGUCCCUCUUACCUCCGUCUCAAAGGUCCUUGAUGAUAAAAUCGAGAAGCUGCUCAACGAUGAGGGCAGUGAUGAUGAGGAUAGCUCGGAUGAAGAUUCUAUCGACCUCAAGGACUACUUCUACAUCGGACAGUAUCUCCGUACCUAUGUCGUUUCCACUGGUACUGAGGCUGCUGAGGCCGGUGUUCGCAGCAAGAAGCGUCUCGAGCUUGCAAUUGAUCCCAGAAAGGCAAACACUGGUCUCUCUAAAUCUGACUUAGUGGUUGAGUCGGCUAUUCAGGCCUCCGUUAUCAGUGUGGAAGACCACGGUCUGGUUAUGGACCUUGGCAUUGAAGGUGCAGAGCUGAAGGGCUUCAUGUCCUCGAAGGAAGUCGACCCGCGCGUGGAUUACCACAGCAUUAAAGAAGGAUCCGUCUACUUGUGUAUGGUCACCGGCCAAAAUUCCAGCGGUAACGUGAUCAAGCUUUCUACCAAUCUUCAGUCCGCUGCUUCUAUCAAAAAGUCCCACUUCCUCAGCGCUGCCCCCACAAUCGGCACCUUCCUGCCCGGUGUUGCUGCUGAAAUUCUCCUGACUGAGGUCACCGAGAAUGGUCUGAUGGGUAAGAUCAUGGGCAUGCUUGAUGCUACAGUUGACCUGGUUCAAUCCGGUGCCAACGACGGAAAGCUUGACCUGGUGCGAAAGUACAAGAUGGGAGCCAAGAUCAAGGGUCGUAUCAUCUCAACUUUCCCAUCCGCCGAACCUUUCAAGGUUGGCUUUUCUAUCCUGGACCAUGUCCUCAAACUCUCCUCCGAGUCCUAUGGCCCUGGCUCGUCUACUGAGGCACCUGCUAUCUCCGCAAUCAUCCCUGAAGCCAAGGUUAUCAAGGUUGACCCUGGUAUGGGUGUCUACGUUCAGAUCGGAGAGACCAAGCACAUUGGAUUUGUCCACAUCUCAAGACUGUCAGAUGGCAAGGUUGAGUCAAUCUCGGAUGACGAGGGUGCAUUCCAGAUUGGUGCUACUCACGAAGCCCGAAUUGUCGGCUACAACACACUGGACAACCUUUACCUUCUCUCUUUUGAAAAGACUGUCAUUGAACAGCCAUUCCUCCGCCUCGAGGAUGUCACCGUCGGUGCCAUUGUUAAAGGAAAGGUCGCUAAGCUUUUGGUCGGACCCACUGGCAUGGAUGGUUUGAUCGUUGACCUUGCAGAUGGUAUUUCGGGUCUUGUUCCAUCUAUGCAUUUUGCGGACUCCCAGCUUCAGUUCCCAGAGAAGAAGUUCCGUGAGGGCAUGAAGAUCUCUGCAAGAAUUUUGUCCGUCAACCUGGAGAAGCGUCAAAUUCGGUUGACACUGAAGAAGAGUUUGCUGAACAGUGAAUCCGCCAUCUGGAAAGACUACAAGGAUAUCCUGGCCGGUGCUCAGUCUCCCGGAACCAUUGUCAACCUCCAGGCCCACGGUGCUGUCGUUCAGUUCUACGGUUCUAUCCGUGGUUUCCUUCCUGUGUCUGAAAUGAGUGAGGCCUACAUUAAGGACCCCGCCCAACAUUUCAAGCUCGGUCAGGUUGUCAAUGUGCAUGCCCUUAGUGUGGAUGCUUCCCAGGGUAGACUUGCAGUUUCUUGCAAGGACCCUUCCACCUUCACUGAGAAAUACCGCAAGGCCUUUGAAGAUAUUCACCCCGGUCUACUCCUUGCAGGAACUGUCUUCGAGAAGUCCAACGAUGAUGUACUACUCAAGCUUGACGAAUCUGGACUUGUCGCUCGUUUGGACGUGCAGCACAUCAUCGAUGGUUCCCCGUCUAAGCAGAGCUCUACGUUAUCGAAGAUCCGUGUCGGCCAGAAGCUGAACGAUCUCAUGGUUCUCGACAUCCAGCGUGCUCACCGUCUUAUCCGAGUCACUUCCAGAGCUAGCCUCAAGAAGGCCGUUAAGCAAAAGACUAUGCCCAGCAAAUUCACUGACCUUCAACAGGGCAAAACCGUUACCGGUUUUGUCCGCAACAUUACUCCCGCUGGGUUAUUCAUUGAGUUCCUGGGUGGUCUGACUGGUCUUGUUCCCAAGCGUCUGAUCGAAGAAGCCAACCUUUCUCAGGUUGAAUUUGGAAUGUCGAAGGGUCAGACCAUCACAGUGACAGUUCACUCCGUCGAAAGUGACGUUCAGCGUUUCAUUUUGAGCCAAAAGUCCGCCGAGGCCACUACAGAGGGAUCCAAAAAGACCAAGACUCUCAAUCAGCCCGAUAACGCUCUCGUUAACGCAGUUGACGAGUCGGUCAAGACGCUUUCCGACCUCACCUUUGGCAGACUUGUCAAGUGCAAGAUUGUCUCUAUCAAGUCGACUCAAGUCAAUGUUCAGCUUGCAGAUAACAUCCAGGGCCGUAUCGACGUCUCUGAAGUUUUCGACAAGUGGGAUGAUCUUAAGGAUCGGAAGCAGCCCCUCCGCUUUUUCAAGGCCAAGCAGGAGCUGUCCGCCAGAAUCCUGGGUGUUCACGAUGCCCGUAGCCACAAGUUCCUUCCUAUCUCCCACCGCAGCGGCAAGUACCCUGUCUUCGAGCUUUCUCUUAAGCCAAGCUUCAUUAAGGCUGCCAACCCAGAGCCAUUGAACAUGGAUCAGGUCAAGGUCGGAUCAUCCUGGAUGGGCUUUGUCAACAACGUUGCUGAAGACAGCCUCUGGAUCAAUCUGUCUCCCAACGUUCGCGGCAGACUGCGCUUUAUGGAUGCGUCGGAUGACUUGUCUCUUUUGACUGAUGUUGAGAAGAACUUCCCCAUUGGAUCCGCACUUAAGGUUCAAGUCACUGCUGUCAACGCCGAUAAGGGUCACUUGGAUCUUUCUGCCAAGCAGGGCAUUGAUAAGCUUUCUUUCGAUGACAUCUCGGUCGGCAUGAUCUUGCCUGGUCGUGUCACCAAGGUGACUGAGAAGCAGGUGAUCAUGCAGCUUAAUGAUGCGCUUGUUGGUGCUGUCAAUAUGCUGGACCUUGCCGAUGAUUACUCCAAGGCCAACCCGACUGUGCACCAAAAGAACGAGGUCCUGCGGGCAUGCGUCGUUGCCGUUGACAAGGCUCACAAGAAGAUCAAUCUGUCUCUUCGUCCGUCCAAGGUCAUGAGCUCGUCUCUCCCUGUUCAGGAUCGUGAGAUCUCUUCUAUCAAGGACCUCAAGCCCAAUGAUGUCGUCCGAGGCUUUGUCAAGCGCGUUGCGGACUCUGGCCUCUUCGUGGCUGUUGGUCAAGAUGUCACCGCCUACGCUCGUGUCUCUGAUCUCUCUGAUUCAUACCUCAAGGAGUGGAAGGACUCUUUCCAAGUGGAUCAGCUUGUUAAGGGCCGUGUCAUUGUGGCUGAUGCCGAGCAAAACAAGCUGCAAAUCAGCUUGAAGGAGUCCGCCCUGGACCCCAACUUUAAGGCUCUCGUCACUCUGCAAGAUCUUAAGGUUGGCGAGAUUGUCACUGGUAAGGUCCGCAAGGUUGAGGAGUUCGGUGCUUUCAUUGUUGUCGAUGGAUCCAAGAAUGUCAGUGGCCUCUGUCACCGUAGUGAGAUGGCCGACAAGCGUGUCGAAGAUGCUCGCAAGCUGUACGAUGCAGGCGAUGCUGUCAAGGCCAAGGUCAUCAAGAUCGAUCGCGAGGCAGGAAAGGUCUCAUUCUCCCUCAAGGCCUCCCACUUCCAAGAUGAGGAGAGUGAAGACGAGGAUAUGAGUGAAGAUGGUAUCGGCGGUGUCGAGCUUGGAGAAGACGACAGCGAUGACGAUGACGAUGAUGACGUCUCCAUGGGCGGUGUGGACGUGGAAGAUGAAAGCGAUGAAGAUGAGGAUGAGGAUGAUGAGGAAAUUGAGAGCGAUGACGAAGAUGUUGCUAUGACUGGUAACAAGCCCUCCAAGGUUGGCGGACUCGGUGCUUCUGGUUUCGACUGGAGUGGCAACGCUCAGGACGCGGCCGAGGCUGCAAGCCCCGACAGUGAUGAUGAUGGCUCCAAGAAAAAGAAGAAGAAGAACCGUAAGGCUGAGAUCCAGGUUGACCGCACCGGCGACUUGGAUGCCAACGGCCCGCAGUCCGUUGCUGACUACGAGCGUCUUCUCCUUGGUGAGUCCGACUCCUCGCUGCUGUGGCUGCAGUACAUGGCCUUCCAGCUGGAGUUGGGUGAGGUCGAGAAGGCUCGCACCAUUGCUGAGCGUGCUCUCCGUACUAUCACCAUGGGUCAGGAUGCCGAGAAACUGAACAUCUGGGUGGCAUUGUUGAACUUGGAGAACACAUACGGCGACGACGAUAGCCUCGAGGAGGUGUUCAAGCGUGCCUGCCAGUUCAACGAUCCCCAAGAGAUCUACGAGCGCAUGAUCAGCAUCUACAUUCAGUCCGGAAAGAACGAGAAAGCGGAUGACCUCUUCCGAACUGCCAUGAAGAAGAAGAUCUCGAACCAGUCUCCCAAGUUCUUCCUCAACUACGCCACCUUCCUCUUCGACACCUUGGCUGUUCCCGAGCGAGGCCGUGGUUUGCUCGGACGUGCCCUGCAGUCGCUUCCCCCUCACACACACGUUGAAACCACUUCCAAGUUUGCGCAGCUGGAGUUCCGAUCACCCAACGGUGAUUCCGAGCGCGGCCGCACCGUGUUCGAGGGGCUGCUGUCCUCGUUCCCCAAGCGCAUUGACCUGUGGAACGUGCUUCUGGAUCUGGAGAUCAGUGCUGGCGAUGUUGAGCAAGUGCGCCGUCUGUUUGAGCGUGUACUUGGUCUGCAGAACAAGAAGGGCAAAAUCAGCGUUGACGCUAGCAAGAAGCUUAAGCCCAAGCAGGCCAAGUUCCUAUUCAAGAAGUGGCUUGCUUUUGAGGAGACCCUCGCUGCCGCCAACGGAAACGAGAAGAUCGUCGAGGACAUCAAGGCGCGGGCUGCGGCCUACGUCAAGGGCAUCAUCCAAUUCAUUUCUCUCGCCUGUGGUAUCGUCCUUACAUUCUUCCCCGACGAAUACGACCGAGCAGCCCCCAACUGGGCUCGCACCGGCAACCAGAUCGAUGUCAAGGACAUCAAUCACUGGCCUACAGAUAUCUCCCGCGAUAUCAUCCCAUUUGGCUGCCACUCUCAUAAUGACUACUGGCGCCGUGUCCCGCUCUACUCGGCACUGCAGGCGGGCUGCAUUGGCAUCGAGGCAGAUGUCUGGCUAUUCGAUAACCAACUCUACGUCGGUCAUACCACCACUUCUUUAACAUCGCGCCGCACCCUGCGCUCGAUGUACGUCGACCCCCUUGUCCGUAUCCUCGAACGCCAGAACCCUAUUACCCCGUUCCAGCGCUUCAUCAGCCAGCCUCCGCAUGGCGUCUUCGACACAGACCCUGAACAGACGCUGAUCCUUCUCAUCGAUUUCAAAACCGACGGCGCAGCCACAUGGCCUGUAGUUGCUAGCCAUCUAGCUCCGCUGCGAGACCGGGGUUACCUCACACAUUUCAAUGGGCAUGAAGUUAUCCAAGGACCUAUUACCGUCGUCGGAACUGGCAACACGCCCUUUGAUCUGACUAUCGCGAAUUCCACGUACCGGGAUAUCUUCUUUGAUGCACCACUAGCCAAACUAGUCGAUGCCGAUAAACCAGAUGAUGGACAUUCAUCUCUAUCUUCUACCGGUGGUCAAGGCUUAUCCGGCAUGCCGGAUAUCAUUACUGCGAAUACGUUCAAUGCUACGAACAGCUAUUACGCUUCUGUGGAUUUCAUGUCUGCAAUUGGAUUUCCAUGGCCAUUUCAUUUCUCACAACGUCAAAUCGAGUUGAUUCGUACCCAUGUGCGGAUUGCGCAUCAGCAUGGUCUCAAGGUGAGGUAUUGGGGGAUACCGAGCUGGCCAAGGAGCUUGCGUAAUCAUAUUUGGCGGAUUCUUGCGCAGGAAGGUGUUGAUAUGUUGAAUGUGGAUGAUUUGGUUGAGGCUACUAAGGGGACUUGGGAGAUUAAGAUCUUUGAUUGGUGGAAGUAG
This is a messenger RNA of Penicillium longicatenatum, 6441 nucleotides long. RefSeq names its product putative rRNA biogenesis protein RRP5. The record is from RefSeq and is a predicted model, not a curated record. The transcript is spliced from 4 exons. Gene Ontology annotation, molecular function: RNA binding; protein binding; phosphoric diester hydrolase activity. Gene Ontology annotation, biological process: rRNA processing; lipid metabolic process. Gene Ontology annotation, cellular component: small-subunit processome; nucleolus. The coding region runs from base 1 to 6441 and encodes 2146 amino acids. NCBI's taxonomy places the organism in Eukaryota, Fungi, Ascomycota, Eurotiomycetes, Eurotiales, Aspergillaceae.